UCUCUCCUCCUCUCCUGCCAGUCUGGGAGAAUUUCAUUUUCAUUUUCACUUAGCACUUCGAGAGCUUGGUGGAGAUUGGCCACUAGUUUGUUGAGAGAAUCCUGACCACACUCUGGCCUGCCUCCACGCUUCCCCCAAGGAGCCACGACUUCUCAACUGGUGUCUGAAGGGAUCUGUGAGCAAGAGGAACCACUGAGGUCAGGAGAGAUAGGAGCAAGGGAGCAGCUACUAUGGCUUCUAAACUCCUGACAAACAUAAAGGAGGAGGUGACCUGCCCCAUCUGCCUGGACCUCCUGAAGGAACCCCUGAGCCUGGACUGUGGCCACAGCUUCUGCAAAGCCUGCAUUACUGCAGCAAACAAGGAGUCCAAGACAAGCCAGGAAGAGAAGAGCUCCAAUUGCCCUGUAUGCCAAUUCCAUUACUGCGCUAAGGAGCUGCGGCCUAACUGGCAUGUGGCCAAUAUAGUGGAGAGGUUCCGAGAGGUCAAGGUGAGCUCUGAGGAGGGGCAAAAGAGAAAUCUCUGUGAACGCCAUGAAGAGAAGCUCCUGCUCUUCUGUAAGAAGGAUGGGAAGGUCCUUUGCUGGGUUUGCGAGCGGUCUCAGGAGCACCGUGGUCACCAAACGGUCCCCAUGGAUGAGGCUGUCCAAGAGUACCAGGAGAAGCUCCAGACAGCUCUGCAGAAGGUGAGGGAGGAGCAGCAGGAAGCAGAGAUGUUGAAAGCUAACCUCAGAGAACAGAGAACCUCCUGGAAGAAUCAUAUGCAAAAUGAGAAAAGGUAUAACCAGACACAGUUUAAAAAACUGAAGACUAUGCUGGAGCAUGAGGAGAAGAACAUAGUGCAGAAGCUGGACAGUGAGGAGAAAACUAUUCUCGACUCCUUGGACUCAGUGGAGGAUGAGCUGGCCCAGCACAGGCAGAUGGUAAAAGACCUGAUUUCAGAACUAGAGCAUCGGCUUCAGGAGUCAACAGUAGGCAUGCUUCAGGAUGUGCAUUCCGUCAUGGAAAGGAGUAAGAACUUGACUCUGAAGAAACAAAAAGCUUUUCUUAAGGAACAAAAGAAAGUGAAAGUGUCCCAAAUUCCUGAUCUGGAAGUGAUAAUGCAAAUGUUUAGAGGUGAGGAAUGCUAGAGCAUGGUAAGUGGCUGUGGGAGUCUUGUGGGCAGAGGCCUAAAGGAGAAAAGGGCACCAUUUCUAGGUAUGGAGAGAGAACACAAAGGACAUCACAUGAUGAUAUGGUCAUAUUUGAUGGGGAGUGGCCAGGUGUCUGGGGCAUAAUCUCCUUCACCAGUUCACUACCUCGCCAUAGUCCCCAGUCCUUCCCCUAUACUUUAAGGGAAAGAGAUUUCAGGGCUGCCUCCUUUUCUUGUCUUGAUUAUGUUUUUUUUUUUUAUUAUUUGAGAGCUGACACAUGUAGUGCUACUGAGGUGAGGAGAAAUCAGUGUCAUCAAGCCACCUUGUUCUCAUCACCUUUCAGAAUUUUUCAUUCCUAGUAGGUCUCAUGUUCCAACACCCAUGUUUUCCCUUCUAACACAUACAUAUAUAUUCUGCUUCUGUAGUGUUAUACCUCUCCCCAAGAACAGAACAGAAUUCUUCCCAGUUCUCGCUCAAGUUAUUCCCAAGAUCCCUCUCACAGUGUCACGAAUAAAGCUAUGUCAUGUCUUUCACCCAGCCCCAAUUUUUCUGCAGCUCACAUGACUCCAAAUCAUCUCCAAAAUACAACAUAUACUGCCUGUUUCUACAGAUAAAAGACAAAUGAGAUGUAUGUGCUGUUGGAAACCGAAUAAUGCAUAUAAUAACAAUUAAUUUGUCCUGGGCUCCCUGGUUAUUGGGUUUUGGGAAACAUUACUGGGAGGUAGAUCCUGGAGGUAUAGGAAGGAAAAUGCCCAGAACCCAAUGUGAAAUUUCAUGAUAGACUUGAUUGAAAUGAUCAACAUCUUCAUUCUAUGUUUCUACCACAUGUGAUUACUUCAUUAAAAGGUGCCACAUCAACUUGAAUAUAAUGCUUUUGAGGGGUCAUCCUUCUUUGAUCCCUUCAUCUUAAUCCUGGCCCUGUUUGCCCCUCCCCACUGUGUUGGAGCUUUCCUAGACUAUGAGGCUGGCACUGUCUCAUUUUUGAGUGUCACAAACCACAGGUUUCUCAUCUAUAAAUUCUCUUCAUGUUCCUUUUCUCAGGAUGCUUUUCCGUAUUUCAACCCUGUGAAAUAUAAUGACCCUGUAGUCUGUGCUCACCAAGCUCUUGAACCUUCUUACACCCCUGCUAAGUUCCUUGUAGUGCUUGUUGCUUUGGGUGCAGCUGAUGCUUCAAGCUUAUCUGUGCCAUUCUCACCAUCUUUUCCUUGCUGCCUUCCUUUCCUCCAUUUGAACACCCUUCAUUCAGGAGAAGAUAUCAAAAUUAAUAAUUAAAAGUGAUAGUUUCAUGUCCAGAGUGUCUGGGUUCCUGUCCUGUCUCUCCACACAAUUCAAUGGAACCUUGAAUAAUGUACAUGAAUGCUGUGUUUAUUUUCUUAAAAUCAUCUUGGUGUGAAAACUGCAGCAUAUUUAGGAUUACUGUAAGAAAAUAAAUGUCAUUAUAAACAUCUAA
Lontra canadensis (Northern American river otter) is the source of this 2580-nucleotide messenger RNA. Its product is annotated as tripartite motif-containing protein 34-like. Gene Ontology annotation, molecular function: zinc ion binding. Lineage: Eukaryota; Metazoa; Chordata; Mammalia; Carnivora; Mustelidae. Bases 231 to 1127 code for a protein of 298 amino acids. The transcript is spliced from 6 exons. The record is from RefSeq and is a predicted model, not a curated record.